This is a messenger RNA of Gekko japonicus, 975 nucleotides long. Its product is annotated as calmodulin-lysine N-methyltransferase-like. The transcript is spliced from 5 exons. Bases 41 to 586 code for a protein of 181 amino acids. The record is from RefSeq and is a predicted model, not a curated record. Gene Ontology annotation, cellular component: cytoplasm. Lineage: Eukaryota; Metazoa; Chordata; Lepidosauria; Squamata; Gekkonidae. Gene Ontology annotation, molecular function: calmodulin-lysine N-methyltransferase activity.
GAUGUUUUCUGUAGCCUAAACCUGGGGGAAAAUUGAGAACAUGACUGAGGCAGCCUCGAGCAUUCCUCCUCCUCCUCCUGAAGCUGACAGGUGUCAGACAGGGAGAGAAGACGGAGACGCUGAGAAAGCGUGGAAAACAAGCAAGCAGGCGGUCGCUAAAGCCCGCUGGAAGCUGCUCCGACAGGUUCUGAAACAAAAACAUGUGACGGGUAUGCAUCUUCAGCAAGUAUCAGUAAGGAGAUUUGCUUCAUUUAAUCUCUUCUCAGUAAGAGAAGAUAGCAGAAAGGCAACAGAAGGUGACCAUGGGACCUGGGUUCAGUAUGAAAGCAUCUUUUAUCCUCAAUACAGUAUAUUUUUAAGAUGUAACACCGGACUCUUAAAUGUUGAAGAUGUUCUGACAAGUUUUGACAAUACAGGAAAUGUUUGCAAAGGAUUACUGUUACUAGAUGGCAUCUUCCUCUUCUUGAUGUCUUUCAUUGUGGUUGGCCUGUCAGAAUUUCUCUCUCCACUCUUCAGUGAAAUCUACACAACUGUGAUGGCUCAGACUGAAGUACGCAGGAAGCAGAAAGAAUCCUUGAAAUCAUGAGCUCAACAGUAUCCUGGGGGACUCUUGAUGGACCGUUGGUAAUCGGAUUCACGUGAAGCAUAUAUUGCAAAAUAUUUCCAAUUUCACAAACGAACUUAACACAAGGCAAAUACUCUACAGGAACCAAGAUCUUACCUGACUCUCCAAUCAGUGUAAAAAGUACUCCUGGUUCAGUGCUGCUUGAUGACACUACUUACUAUAGCUAGUGGUAGCCUCCUGCAGGAGAAGAUUAUUGCAGAUUUGACAGUCGUUGCAGUGCUCCAGGCCUGUCGGAUUCAAACCUGAUUCCUGUUUGAUUAAAUGCACCUAUUUUAUCCCAGAAUCUUAUAGUUUGUUUUCUAGAUAUAUUUUAGCACUUUACUGUGAGCAGGGUUUUUUAGUAAGCAGCU